This is a messenger RNA of Cornus florida, 1113 nucleotides long. RefSeq lists its product as uncharacterized. The transcript has 4 exons. Bases 1 to 1113 code for a protein of 370 amino acids. NCBI's taxonomy places the organism in Eukaryota, Viridiplantae, Streptophyta, Magnoliopsida, Cornales, Cornaceae. The record is from RefSeq and is a predicted model, not a curated record.
AUGAGGAUUUCUUUUGAUUUCCUUCAUAACUACCCUCCCGAUAUCAAUGAUUGGAUUAAGUUUGCAAUGGAAAAAGGUGUUCAAAGGUUUGAAUUGGACGUGUUGGCUGGCUUUUUGCCCGAUCGCCAGCUUCAAUUUUACAAUUUUCCAAGCAUGGAAAACUUCAAAUUCUCUUUUAGAACUUCACAAAGUCAUCAUGAGUCACGGACUAUUGGUUCUGCAGCUGGCUUUUCUUCCCUAAAAUCCCUUCGUUUGGUUGGUGUUAAUAUCAUGGUGGAGGUGCUUGAGAAUUUCCUAUCCGACUGUGCGUUUCUUGAACAAUUAUGCAUCUUGGGUACAACAUGUCUAGUGAAUGUAAAAAUUGCUUGCCCAUCACUCAAAUUGACUCACUGCCACUAUUUGGAAAAUCUAGAAAUUUUUGCAAUAAAUCUUGUUUCAUUCACCUACAUGGGACGAGAUAUAAGUGUGCCUUUUGAAAACGUCUCUCUUCUCUCUAAGCUAUCUAUUGGGGGACAAUUCUGUUCGUCCUUUCUUUCUGGAUCUUGCCAGCAUUCCAGCUAUAUUCCUCAAAUUAAAAAGCUCAAAAUAAAUUUGUCUUAUUUGCUUAGAAUGCGCAAUAAUUUUAUAACGUUUAAGGGUGGCCGUGGAAGGCAUGCAUGGUUGAGGAUGAUGAGGGGUUGCCGAGAGGUUAGUUUGUGGGUUGAGGUGGUGGAAGUUGAUGGUGCAUGCAAGAUGCCGAGAGGGUGGGGUUGGUGUUGGAAGCUGAGGGAAAUGAGGUGUGGGUUGCUUGGGUUGCAUAAGGAUUGCAUGGUGGAUGAGAUAGAGAGAUUGGUAAUAAAGAGUGAUCAAAGUCCACAAAUGGAUGCUGAAAUAGAGGCUACUAAAUGUCAUCAUAAAUGCCUUAAGGUGGUGGAAUUGGUUCGGUUUGAUGGGAGUAACAACAGCGAAAUUUUUCUUCUUUUGCACAUACUUGAGAUUGCCACAUCAGUGGAGAAGAUAAUUAUCGAUCCCCGUCAAAAUCCACUUCAAGCGGAGAAGACGGAAGCUGCUAGAGAACGCGCCAGGCAGCUAAAAACAAGAUUACCUGCAACCGUUGAAUUAGUGAUUCAUUAG